Messenger RNA from Lecanosticta acicola, 1221 nucleotides. NCBI's taxonomy places the organism in Eukaryota, Fungi, Ascomycota, Dothideomycetes, Mycosphaerellales, Mycosphaerellaceae. The record is from the annotation of a GenBank genome assembly.
AUGGCGGAGAGACCGAAGCUCAACAGGCUAGACGCAAGCCUACGAACAACAACGUUAACCAGCGAUCCACGGCCUUUACCAUCACCGGAUUCCCCUGAACUACGACUUCUGGAAUACCACACUGAUCACAUGAUCACUGUAUCCUGGAACUUCCGCACAGGCUGGUCUGCCCCUUCCCUCCAACCCCACGGCCCCAUCCCCAUCGCGCCUUCCGCAUCCGCCCUACAAUUCGCCACAGAAUGUUUCGAGGGUUUGAAACUCUUCCGCGGCCCAGAUGGAAAUCUCCGACUCUUCCGCGCCAUCGACAAUUGCGAGCGAAUGCGUCGUUCCGCCGCUCGCGUAGCUCUACCAGACUUCGAAGCAGCAGAGCUACAGAAGCUUAUCGUCGCUCUGUGUGCGUUGGAAGCACCGAAAUGGCUGCCGAAGGAGAAAGGCGAAGGCGUGUUAUACGUCCGGCCGACUUUAUUGGGUACUGAUGCCGCUCUCGCCACGCCGCGACCUCGCUCGGCGAUCCUUGUUGUUUUCUUGACGGCUUUUCCCAAUCUGUCUGCUCCUCCUCCAAGUCCCAUCGGGAAACUUUCAGCGGAAGGACAGAAUGCGAUUUUGCCGGGGAGAAGAUCCAUGAAACUCCUUGCGUCCGAUAACCAGCAAGUCCGCGCCUGGCCAGGAGGGUUCGGAAACUUCAAAGUCGGUGCGAAUUAUGGCCCAGCAUUGAUGAUGCAAGAACAGGCGAAGACGCAGGGCUUCGACCAGGUUCUGUGGCUUUUUGGAGCUGAGAGAUAUAUCACCGAGGCCGGUUCGAGCAAUUUCUUCGUUGUACUGCGGAAGGAUGAUGGGGAGACGUGGGAGCUUGUCACGGCGCCGCUGGAGCAGGAAGUCAUCCUACCCGGUAUCAUGCGAGCGAGUAUCUUGCAGCUGGCUACCGAGAGACUGCAGCAAGCUGUCGCUGACGUCGUUCGUAUUGAAGUAGUGGAGAGGCCACUCACAGUGUUGGAGCUGAUCGGGGCUCAUGCUCAGGGCAAGAUCGUCGAGGCUUUCGUCUCUGGAACCGCGCUUUUCAUUACGCCAGUGGGCGUAAUUCGAUCCGAAGGGAGAGAUCUCGACAUCAACUGUGAGCCUGUAGAUGGACUUCUGUGCUCGCAGAUCCUCCGCAACUGGCUCUUGAGCAUCAUGAAUGGUAAAGAACAACAUGAAUGGGCGCAGGUAGUACGUGAAGCUUGA